AUGCACCCGGUGCUCGUCAGCAUCAGCGGAUUUCCAGACAGAUCAACUUUCGCAUCUUACACGAACGAAAUGCCGUACGAUUCUGACACUGCAUCCGCGAAAGGAAUCCCGAACGGUGCGCUCACCGUUCUCAUUAUCGCCGCAGUCGCUAUAGUUUCUGUCGUCAUCACCCUAUUCUGUAUGCUCGUCAACAACAGAAGGACUCGACGGACACAACAACGUGUACAGCGAUUGACGCUGACUGGUGCAAGAGAUUCGUUGUCGUCGAACACAUCGUUGCCGACGAUUCCCGUUUUUCCACGAAUGUCCGAACUGCCGAUGUAUAUCACUCCGUCGCAGUACGAUCCAAAAUUCGACGCACCGCCGACGUAUGAGGAAGCCGUACGUUCCGCCCCGAAUAGUCCGGUUUCGCCUACGGAUGGCACCUCUCCGAGACAACCGCUUUCAACUCAAAACUCACAACGUCAACAUCAAACAGCAUUGGAUAGUCCAGCCAGGAUUGACGUUCGAGUGGAAAUGGCUGAGAUCCCCACGACUUCAUCGUCGCACUAA
This is a messenger RNA of Necator americanus (New World hookworm), 552 nucleotides long. RefSeq lists its product as uncharacterized. The transcript has 5 exons. The record is from RefSeq and is a predicted model, not a curated record. Lineage: Eukaryota; Metazoa; Nematoda; Chromadorea; Rhabditida; Ancylostomatidae. The coding region runs from base 1 to 552 and encodes 183 amino acids.